Messenger RNA from Chrysemys picta bellii (western painted turtle), 6646 nucleotides. It is a transcript of the gene LONRF2, whose product is annotated as LON peptidase N-terminal domain and ring finger 2. The record is from RefSeq and is a predicted model, not a curated record. Gene Ontology annotation, biological process: protein ubiquitination. Lineage: Eukaryota; Metazoa; Chordata; Testudines; Emydidae. Gene Ontology annotation, molecular function: ubiquitin protein ligase activity; protein binding.
GGUGCAGGGCGGCAGGGGGCGUGUGCGGUGCGAUCUCCGGGCCGCCGCUCCCCACCGCGGCGGCUGGGCAGGAGGCGGCGCCGCCCCGGGCGGGGGCGCGUUACACAACCAUUACAUAAUAAAUAAGCCGGUGCGGGGGGGCCGGCGCCCGCGACUGGGGGAGGAAGCGAGCGAGGCAGCGCCGCCCCCCGGGCCCGAGCCUGCCGGGAAGGAGGCGCGGGCAGGCGGCAUGGAGUAGGGGCCGGGCCGGCCCGGCGAGCGGAGCGGGCGGCAUGGAGCUGAGCCCGGGGCCCUGCGCCGAGAUGCUGCAGGUGGCCGAGGAGGCCUUUCGUGGCGGCAACUUCGAGCUGGCGGCCGAGAUCUACGGCUCGCAGCUGGCCGAGCUGCCGCAGCCCGAGCGGGGCCUCUGCCUGCGCCGGGGGGACGCGCUGGCCCGCGCCGGCCGCAUGGCCGAAGCCCUGGAGGCCUACAGCGCCGCCGCCCGGCUGGCCCGCCUGCGGCCCGAGGAGCUGCGGGAGCUGGCGGAGAGCCUGGCCCUCAGCCUCCGCGAGAAGGCGCUGCGCCUGCCGCCCUGGCCGGGCGGCGGCCCCGAGGGGGCGGGCGAGGUCCUGGGCGACCCCGCCUGCUGCCGCCCGCCGGAGCUGCUCGGCUGCCCCCUGUGCCGGCGGCUGCUCUGCGAGCCGGUGACCCUGCACUGCGGCCACACCCAGUCGCCCGGACGCUGUGCCGAGCCCGGCGACUGCGGCCGCUGCCACCGGCCGCGGCGCGUCGCCGACGCCCCCGGCCCCGCCAGCGCCCGGGUCAACGUGGUGCUGGGCAACCUGCUGGAGAAGUGGCUGGAGGGGGAGAGCCGGGCGCGGCGGCUCCGCGCCGAGGGAGACGAGCUGCGGGACAAGCAGGAGCUGCCGGCCGCGCUGGAGAAAUACAACCAGGCCCUGGAGACCGCUCCCUGCAAAUGUUCGUUAAUAGCACAACGAGCAGAACUGUGGAUAACCAUGAAAAACUAUCAACAAGCUCUCCAUGAUGCAGAUGCACUCUGCCAAAACAAACCCCUCUGGCCCAAGGGUCAUUAUGUGAAAGCACAAGCUCUUUCUGGAUUGGGAAGGACUGAAGAAGCACUGAAGGAGUUUCUUUAUUGUGUUGCCCUAAAUCCUGAAUGGAGCUUAAUGAAGAAAGAAGCCCAAAAGAUAAUGUGCGAGAUGUUUUUCCCAGCCUUUGAAAAUGUGCAUGACAGCCUCACUGCACCUUUCUCUAGUCGGACAAGGUUGAAACCUGCAUUUUUAAGCAGCUUAAAUACUGUUGAAGAUGGUUCUGCUGCUGGGUGCUCUGAGGAUACUGUAUUCAGAUUAACAAAAGCCCUGUCCCAAGAGCCCGAUGUACUUCGCACUAAUUCAUCUCUCUCUCACAAUGUACUGGAUUUGCAUUUUGAAGACAAUAAAAAGUCAUUGGGAACAAUCCUCUCCAGCUUACCUAGUGCACGUUUAAAAAGAAAGCUAUCCAGUGACUUGAUGGAUUUACAAAGCUUGGAUGUCCCUAAUAAGAUUCCUAAAAAAGAUGGAGAUACUGUACUUGAAAACUCUGCCACCUCUGCAUUACGUGAGAUACCAGCAAUCCUUGUGGAUGCAUCUGACUUCGAGUGUUCCCUCUGCAUGAGGUUAUUCUACGAGCCUGUUACCACUCCCUGUGGACAUACGUUUUGUCUCAAAUGCCUUGAGCGUUGCCUUGAUCAUAACCCGUAUUGCCCACUCUGCAAAGAAAAGCUCUCUGAAUUUUUGGCAAGCAGAACUUAUAAAAAGACUGUCCUUACAGAAGAACUAAUAGUUCGUUACUUGCCGGAAGAAUUGUCAGAAAGAAAGAAAGUUUAUGAAGAAGAAAUGAAGGAGUUAUCAAAUUUGAAUGAAGAUGUUCCCAUCUUUGUGUGUACCAUGGCCUUCCCUACCAUCCCUUGCCCACUUCAUGUCUUUGAACCUCGGUAUCGGCUAAUGAUAAGAAGAUGCAUGGAAACUGGUACCAAACAAUUCGGCAUGUGCUUAGCUGAUGAACUAAAAGGGUUUGCCGAUUAUGGCUGCAUGCUAGAGAUCAGGGAUGUAAAGUUUUUUCCUGAUGGGCGUUCAGUUGUUGAUACAGUUGGUGUUCGUCGGUUUAAGGUCUUGAACCAUGGUCAACGGGAUGGGUAUAACACUGCGAACAUUGAAUAUCUUGAAGAUAAAAAGGUGGAGGGAGCAGAGUAUGAAGAACUUGUCCGUCUUCAUGAUUCGGUUUAUGAUCAAGCUGUUGCCUGGUUUACUUCCCUUAAAGACAACAUGAAAGCACAAAUUCUCAAUCAUUUUGGAUCAAUGCCAGGAAAAGAAUCAGAGCCACAGAGUAAUCCCAGUGGCCCAGCCUGGUACUGGUGGCUAUUGGCAGUGUUGCCAUUAGAAAACAGGGCUCAGCUGGCUAUACUUGCUAUGACUUCCCUUAAAGAUCGUCUUAUUGCCAUCAGACGUGUAUUAAUAUUUGUAACACGCAAGAGACCCAGAUGACAUGGACUUAGCUGUGAACAGGCACUGACUGUAUGUUGGGAGAUAUGGUUUUAAAAACUGUCAUGCAGAGAUGAACAGUUCUUUCUGGCUGUGUCUGACAUUCACUAUUCUGGAUGUUCACCAUACUUUGCACUCUACUCUGUAAUUAACAAGCACUCUGUGCCUGUCGUCCUAGUGAAAUCUGAGCCCCUAUGAAGUUGUGCUACAAUUACAAUGUAGUUGGUAGUUGUGGAUAACUACUUUGAAGUACUAUUCCUAAUCAAGAAUUGAUGUUUCUAGCCUGUGAGAGACUGAGUUUUAAGUACUAGAACACCACAAAUGGCCUAUGUGCAGUUUGGAUUUACACUUCGCAAGAAUUAUUUUCCCUUCAAUGGAUCACAGACUGAAGAUGGACUUAUUACAAUUUUCCUGAGAUGGUCAGCAGAAGGGAAACUGAACUUUCCUGUUGAUAAAGAAUGCACAAAGUGCAUAGCUGACAGGAUGUUCUCUUAAUGAGUUGGUAGAUUCUCUCUGCACUUUGAUCUACUUGUUCUAGAAAUAUUGGUCUAUAAAACAAUUUUCAAGAUUAAGGUUUUGGAGGUUGUCCAGGAGCGUAGUAUUUACAUGGUCAUGGCUGUGUGUCAGAAAGAGUAGUAGCUACUGAACAGCAAUUUGGUAGUCUUAAGUAAUCCCUUGUGUUGUGAUUUGCAUGUUGUAGUGGAAUGAGUAUCAAAAGUGUGCAUUUAUUUUUAUAAAAUCAAAGUAAUCCCAGCUGGUCUGUUAUCACUAAACACAAACCAAACAAAUUCUCUAAAACAUGAAACUAGUCAAAGGCUGUUGUGAAAUAGCUAUUUCACUCCAAAUUCUGGGAAAGCGUGCUGUAGUACUCAGCUGAUGUGUAUUCUUAAAGUAAACUUGGCUAGGAUAAGCAUUGGGGAAGAUUCCAUUUCCCUUCCCACCUUCAAAUGAUGUGCCAAGCUAAUGUUACAUCAGAACAAUAUUUGUUAGAACUGUGUUUAAAAGUUAGGGUUAUGUUUUAUAUCAUAAGUACUGCACGUGGUUAGAACCUUGGUCUGUGAUGACAUCAUAGAAGGAGGUCCAAACUAAACUCUAACAAAAGGCAAGUCUCAAUGCAAGCUUAAGUCAGGUGUCCCCUUCAUUUGUUUGUCUUAGUUUUUAAUAUAUUGGUUGUGUUAAUAUCUAUCUUUGAUAGCUAUUGAAUAUGUUGCUGGUUAGUCAAACUACUUAGUUUUCUAAAUAGCCACUGAAAUAAUGAACAGUGUUACUAAUUUGUGUAGCUUCCUAUAAGUAGAAGUAAUUUUACCAACAUGAAAAGUUAGCCAGAAUCUGUGCGCUUGAAGUAUAGCGAGAUGCUUUUAGAGACACUUGUUCAUGUGCAACACUCUGGUAUGAUAAAAAUGGUGUCUUAUCGACAUGUUUAAAGUGCCUAGUUUUUAGUUUGCUUUAAAUCUUUUGUUUUGUUUUUGUCCAUGAAGAUAUAUAUUAAAAAUUUGCACAUGAGUUCUGGAAGAAAACUGCAUAAACAAAUGCAUUAACAUGUAUUGACUGCUUUCUUGGAUACUGUAAUUACAACUUUUGUGGUCUGGGAAACUCAAGUAUCUAGUACAGUGGGUUUCAAACUUUUUUCAUUUGAGGUCACUUACAAAAAACUUCAAAUGGAGGUGUGGACCCCUUUGGAAAUCUUAGACACAGUCUAUGGAUCUGCAGGGGGUCCAUGUACCACAGGCUGAAAACCAGUGAUCUAGUUAACUUUUCUUUCAGCAAACCUUUACCAGAAACAGUUUCUGUAACCUGCUCUGAAUGUACUGUAAUUGCCUCUACCUUGAACGCGCCUUUUCUAGUUAAAUAGUGAUUUGUAAUUUAUCCUUUCAAUUGUGAAGUGCAUAACUUACAACCAAUGAUGUCGUAAUCUCCACAAUAGCCUUGCUGCAAGUUCUGCUACCGUCAUAAGAGUACUAAAAGUAAAAGCUGUAUGAGAUUCCUGAGAGGGUUGAGAAGGCAUCCGAGCCCCAAAGCUGCAAACAAAACAGCUUGAAGUCUUAUGGGGCACUUCCCCCUCCAUCCAUGCAUUAGUAACUCUCAUACUUCACCCCAGUGUUUUUCCAGUUAACCCAUUUUAGACUACCAGCUCUUUAGGUAGUUCACCUUCAGAGUUUGGCAACCCAACUCCUUUUCAGUUGGGAAAAUGAAUUCUCUUUGUGAACUUUCACAUUGUUUUUUAUUCUGUAUGCCACUCUUGUCAUCAUUGUCCUUGCUGUCUUUUUCUUACUCGUCCAUGUCUCUCUCCUUGUCGUUCAUGCAUUGAGUUUUAAUGUUUUGGCUGCAAAGGGACAUUGACAGAAUCAUGCAAUCCUAGACCUUGCACCUGCACAGUGUUACAUAUGAGCUUAACCUUACACAGAUAUGCAUCCUUUUAGAAUUGAAAUGUUAGUUGCUGUCUCCUGGAUUCUAAUUACUGAAGGCAAUGUGAAUUUCUCCUCUUUGCAAAAGCCCGUGAUUUAAGAUCUCUGUCCUUUAAGUACUUUUAAAAGUGACACUACAAAACAAAAUGUUACCUUUAAUACAUCAUGGAACAGCAAUAAAGAAGACGUAAGAUUGUCUAGCUUUUUUGCAUUAAAUUACAUUACAGUCUAAGGAUGCCAGGAUAACUAAUGAAAUGUCAUCACUUGAGUGAAAGCUGAGCGACAGAAUUUUUGGUGAGUUUUAAACUAUUUCUAGCACAAUGGGAUCCUGGUCCAUGACUGGGGCUCCUGGUGUUAUGUUAAUACAAAUAAUUAAUAUUUGUUUUUAAACACUUAAGUGACUAACAUUUUGGAUAAAUAAUAUGAAAUAGUCCGUAUCUGUAUGCAAAUGUUAAACUAACAACCCAAACUCAGUUUCUUCCAAAACCUCAAAUACUGGAUCAUAUAGUAAAGCUAAAAAGAAGCCCUAUUCAUGGGCACAUAGUCUCUAGGGGUAGAGUGCAUGCUUUAUUCCUACCAAGUUCUCCGUCGUGGUUUGUGCAGCAGCAAAUAGAUGGAGGAACAAGUUGCCUCUUCUCUGGAUUAGAGGCAAAUGUCCAUAUUGCAGCUAUCUUACAUCUUUACUUAGUUCUGGUCUCCAUGGUACAGUAUUGAAACCGUGAGCUAAGGAGCUGGAAAAAGAAAGGGGGGAGGGAUUGCUCAGUGGUUUGAGCAUUGGCCUGCUAAAUCCAGGGUUGUAAAUUCAAUCCUUGAGGGGGCCAUUUAAGGAUCUGGGGCAAAAAUCUGUCUGGGGUUGGUCCUGCUUUGAGCAGCGGGUUGGAUUAGAUGACCUCCUGAGGUCCCUUCCAACCUUGACAUUCUAUGAUUCUAUGAAAAGACAGGUGUUCUGCUGCCCUUUAACACACUACAUUUUUCAUACUUAUUUCCUAGCUUGGGCAAUGUGGUAGGAAAGUCUCCACUUUGGAGAGAUCCUUUAUACAUCAUAAAGAAACAAAAAUGUCCAAAUCUAUUUUUUUCCCCCUUGUGAGUCACCUGUAAGACUUCACAAAAUAUUUUGUAGCUUCACCUUUCAAGAAGCAUGUACAUUGUGCCAUCAAGGCCUUUGUUAUCUACUGUAUUUUAACAUAUCCAGUCUGUUUCAUUUAAUCGAUUGCUUUGGACUUCUAACAUGCUGAUGAUCAGUUCGGUUUCUUACUGCUUCCCUUUCUCAUGCUCGAGUCCAUUUUGAAACUGAAAUAUAAAGCUAUUGUUCAAAAAGCUGUACACUCGGUUCAUAUUACCUUUCACACUGGUGGAAUUGGUAUUUGGUAGCGCCUUAAAUUUGCAGUUGUGAAAUGAUUGUAUCAAUAAAAAAAUCUCAUCUGGGGCUUGUGACCAGAUUAAAACAAGUAUGUGUAAUGUAGAUAAACUUGAAACAAUUUUUUUACUGUUUUAAAGCUAGUUAGGAAACUGUAUGUACAUAUGUAUAAAUAUAAAUUAAACCGCCAUUUUGUAUUUAGUAAAUUCAGGACAAGUCCAUGUUCUAACCACAUUUGGUACUUGUUGCAUAAGCAAAGCCAACCUUUUUUUUAAAAAUUGCAAUGUUCAUUUCAUGUAUAUUUGCAAUGUUCAUGGGAAAUGUAUUUAAUUUAUGUGACAUUUUGAAUAAACAGAUCACAUUUA